CAUUUAUUUUUUCUAUUUUUUCGUUUCUUUCGUCUCUGUUACAAACGUCCUUUUAUUAUCCUCUCUCUUUCUCAGUAAAAGACAAAAAACCGUGCAUCUAUCUCAUCCCACCAUUUCCCUUUCCAUUUCCAUUUCCGUUUCCAUCCCCUCCCACCCCACUCUCCAAACAACGAAAUCACACCCUAACCCCCACCCUCCCUUUCCCUCUUUCCCUUUCUUUUUCUCAUCAAAUUUCUUCCUUAUUUCCCUUCCCUUAAAAACUAGCUUUCCCCUCCAUCCCAGAUCUAUCCCAACUAACCACACUUCUCUUCCAAGCAAAAAAUUUAAGGAUUCCCUUCAGGUAGAAACUUAACCCAAAAGAACAAAAAAAGGGAAAGAGGGGAAAAAUGUCUUCGGUUCGUUCAGAUCCCAUCCACAGAAUCCAUCCGGAGCAAAUCGAUCACUUCGACCGUCUUCCGGACUCUCUUCUCCUUUUAAUCUUCGACAACAUCGGCGACGUUAAAGCUCUCGGCCGAUGCUGCGUUGUCUCGCGUCGUUUUCACUCUCUCGUUCCACAAGUCGAAAACGUCGUCGUUCGUGUCGAUUGUGUCAUCCCCGACGACGAUUAUUCCUCAUCUUCCUCUUCCUCCGAUAAAUCACGUUCCUCCAGUCCUUUUACCAACAUCUUCCGUCUCGUUCUCGGAGGCAUUGUCAAACCCCUCCAAGCUUUGGGCCAAUUCCUCGGCCCAAAACGGCCCAAUCUCUAUGAAACCCUUAACACUCCAUCUUCCUUAUCCGUUGGCCCCGGUGGUGAUGAUGAUGGUGAAAUGGAUCAGGGUGGGGUCACCCAUCAUUCUCCGACGCAAGUACUUAGAAAUUUCAAGGAGAUUCGUUUCCUCCGAAUCGAAUUACCGAGCGGCGAGUUAGGGAUCGAAGACGGAGUUCUGUUGAAAUGGAGAGCCGAUUUCGGGUCAACCCUUGAUAACUGCGUCAUCCUCGGAGCUGCUUCCGUUGUUAACAACGUGCAUUUGCAAGUAUCGGAAUAUGGUAACGGUGGGUUUUGCAGCAACGAUAACGUUACCUGCGGUUCAAAUGUUGGCAACGGCGAUGAUAAUGGUAGUAUUCCCGAGUCGUUUUAUACCAACGGAGGUUUGAAAUUAAGGGUUGUUUGGACGAUUAGCUCGUUAAUCGCAGCAUCAGCAAGGCAUUAUUUGCUUCAACCGAUAAUUGCGGAGCAUAAGACGCUGCAUAGCUUGGUUUUAACUGAUGCGGAUGGACAAGGGGUGCUUUGUAUGAACAGGGAUCAGCUUGAGGAGUUGAGAGUGAAGCCAUUAUCUGCUUCUUCUGCUUCGAAAAGGACACUGGUGCCUGCGUUGAAUAUGAGGCUUUGGUAUGCUCCUCAUUUGGAAUUGCCACAUGGGGUUGUCUUAAAAGGUGCUACUUUGGUUGCUAUUAGGCCUAGUGAACAAUCUGCUUUGAAAAAAGAGGUGUCGGAUGCUUCUUGGUUAUCAACCGCUUUUGAAGAGCCUUAUGGGACUGCAGCUAAGAUGCUGGUUAAGAGAAGGACUUACUGUUUGGAGAUGAACUCGUUUUGAUGUCCGCUUCCUCUGCGAAGGGACAGCGGUCAAGCACAAUGGUCAAGAGUAAGAAGGGAUAGCAUGCUUUUGGAAAGCUGUUGGUCAGACAACAAUUUUGUUUCUUGUUGUAUAGCUUAAUCACGGGGCAGUAUCCUAUGAAAGCCAAAACUUGCUUUGGACUACCAGUGAAAGAUAUCCAUGCAUGUUGAUAAUUCACUGCUAGCGUUUCAGCUUUUGUGCUUCAACUGAUAAGCGAACAUGCAUCUGCUGGUUGUUUUUAUUUCAGGCAUAUGCUUGUAAAGAGUGCACACCUGCAACUAGAUUGAUGUUGUAAGAGAAUUGAGUUUCUAGUCCUUUUACUUUUUAUCUAUAAUGCCUCUAUAUGUGAAUAUUGUAGGUAUGAAGAUGUCAUGCUUGACGUUAUAUACUUAUGAAGUUCAUCAAGAAAUGUAGUUUGCACUUAGCUUUCAAUGUUUCUUCCGUAAAUUUACUGUACACUUUGUCAAAGUUUCAAGAAUUCUUUUUGGUCUUAUCUUUGCAAAUUCCUUAGACUUUGAAUUAACCAGAUUUAUGGAUGCAUGGUAGAGGUCGGAACUCAGAUGUAGUUUCGGGGUUUAUAUUAAUUGCAUAAGUUCCGAUACAAAUCCAGUGAUGAUAAAACAAUGGGUUCCACUUUGAACAAACUGUGUUGGAUAUGAUGAAAGGGGUCUGCUUCGUGGUUGUUUCAACUCCACCAAUAUUCUUGAAGCUUAGUUAGCCAAUUUAGCUUACUAAAAUGGCUGAUGUGAUAUCAUCUAUGUUGCUUUAUUUGCUUCUAUGUUUAUAGUUAGGAGGAAACGAUAAGCUAAAAGUCUCUAUAGCGGUACAACCUUUUGAUCCUUUAUGUCAUUCUACGUUCUGAAUGUGCCCAAACUGGCGAAGGCACCCAGAAAAGAAUACGCCUGUUUUAUCUGAGCAUGGUCACGGGAGUUUUUGACUCGACUAUUAUUCAGGGAUGCAUCCACAUAUCCUCAAACUUCCCGGUGGAAAGUAGUUACUCUUUACUGUUAAUGGAAAUCAUUUGUAAUUAUUUUUUCCCAAAUCAUCUUUGGUCAAACUAAAGGCCAUUGAUUAAAUGGCCAGAACCAUUAUUUAUCCCAAAAAGCAGAGACCAGGAUCAUAAAUUAGUUGAAAACAGAUUCUAGGUACACCAAGGCCUUCCAUUCCUAGCACAAAUGAA
Messenger RNA from Durio zibethinus, 2775 nucleotides. RefSeq names its product F-box protein At5g46170-like. The record is from RefSeq and is a predicted model, not a curated record. Gene Ontology annotation, molecular function: protein binding. Lineage: Eukaryota; Viridiplantae; Streptophyta; Magnoliopsida; Malvales; Malvaceae.